GAUUUUGUGUCGUACUGGUGUCAUCUUGUGAUAACCGGACUUUAUAGUAGCUCGCCUCAUGACUUACCACUUGCACAAUGUGUCGGCUUCUUUCGAACGGUGCAUCGAGGGCUUGCCGAGCGGUCUAAAUCUACUUUUCAUCCAUGCCCAUGAAUGAGUAUGCUGCCUAUAAUUAUUCUCCAUUGCAAUGAAG
Molecule: messenger RNA, 193 nt
Organism: Suillus subaureus
Lineage: Eukaryota; Fungi; Basidiomycota; Agaricomycetes; Boletales; Suillaceae
Exons: 3
Source: RefSeq, a predicted model, not a curated record